Molecule: messenger RNA, 1389 nt
Organism: Harmonia axyridis
Lineage: Eukaryota; Metazoa; Arthropoda; Insecta; Coleoptera; Coccinellidae
Product: leucine-rich repeat protein soc-2 homolog
Exons: 3
Coding region: 290-1240 (316 amino acids)
Molecular function (GO): protein binding
Source: RefSeq, a predicted model, not a curated record
UUAGACUUGUAGAACAGUGCAGACGGUGUGAUUUGCCUUCUAGUCUUUGAUUAAUACGUUUGAUCAAUCUAUGGUUUAAACAGAAAAAUAGAAUUAUGUCAAAAUGUUACAAAAAUAUAUGCUGAUUUGAAUGCUCUAUCAAUCUGGAAAUUAAGAAUGAAUAUCUAUUAAUUUUCAAUGCUUCUUAAUUCUGACUGAAUAUUUUUUCCGUUUUCAUGUUAUUGGAGGAAUGACAAUGUAAUUAAAUGUAUUAAGUUCAUCUCUGAACUUUGAAAACAUCUGAAGAAUAAUGAAUCCUAUGUACGAUUUCAUACAACGAAACAGAGUGCUUGCCAAAAUAGAAAAAGCCUAUCAGUCUAAAGCAUCUAAUUUAGAAUUAGAUGAUUUUGAUCUAAGUUACUUCCCAGAAAAUUUGUUGAAUUGUACUGAACUAACUUCCUUAAAUUUAGCACAUAACAGACUGACAUCAUUACCUGGACAAUUAUUUCAACUCAAAAAUAUAAAGAAAUUGAGUCUCCAAUAUAAUUCUUUGGAUACAUUUCCUGCAGUACUGAAAGAACUCAUACACUUGAAGGAUUUGAACAUAGGUCAUAACCCAAUUAGAUCUCUCACGUUUAUAGGGGAACUUGUUGGUUUAGAGGUUUUAUGGUGUAACAGUUGCUGUUUACUAUCACUACCAGAAGAAAUUGGCAAUUUAGUAAAUCUGAAUACCUUAGGAGCAAGGCAUAAUCAACUGUCAAGUUUGCCAAAAUCUAUUUGUAACUUGAAAAAAUUAAGGUGGCUCACUCUUGAAGAUAAUAAACUACAUUUGAUACCUAAGAAGUUCGAAUAUUUACAAGAGUUAAUACAUUUAAAUUUGAAUAAAAAUAAUUUCAGUUAUAUUCCUCUUCAAGUAAUGAAAUUAAAAAAUUUACGAUAUUUGCAUCUUCAAAGUAAUGAGAUUUACACUUUGCCAGAUACGUUAAUUAAUAAUAUGAAUUAUGUCAAGAUAAACCUAUUGCAGAACCCAUUAUCUUAUUCAGAAGAUCUGAAUAAAUUAUUUCCCAAUUUAAUUUUGCCUGGUAUAGAAUUACAAAAUGGUACAGAUGAUCUACCAUUGGAUUCUGAUAGCAGCACUGAAGAUUGGGAAAACAGCUAUGGGAGUUCAGAACUGAAUUAUUCAUUAUCAGAAUCUGAUAGUGAUGAAGAAGAAGUCCUAGUUGAAAUACCUAAACUGUCCAAGUAUCUGGUGACCUUUUGAAAAAAGCCUUUUAUUAUAAGGAACUUGUGAUUAACACAAUAUGGUGUUUAUUAGAAUAUUUUUUCAUUAUUAAAACAUUUUUUGUGGAUCCUCCAUGGUUCAAGUAACUUUUAGACUUAGGUUUGAUAAAAUAUAUUGAUUUUCAUUUG